Molecule: messenger RNA, 1236 nt
Organism: Colletotrichum graminicola M1.001
Lineage: Eukaryota; Fungi; Ascomycota; Sordariomycetes; Glomerellales; Glomerellaceae
Product: DHHC zinc finger domain-containing protein
Exons: 3
Coding region: 1-1236 (411 amino acids)
Biological process (GO): protein targeting to membrane; peptidyl-L-cysteine S-palmitoylation
Cellular component (GO): endoplasmic reticulum; Golgi apparatus
Molecular function (GO): protein-cysteine S-palmitoyltransferase activity
Source: RefSeq, a predicted model, not a curated record
AUGGUGACUUUUAGGAACGUGGCUCUCUUUGUGUUGGGCAUCUCUUUCAUGGUCUUUGUCGCCUUCUUCGGCCGGCUACCGGCUUUAAGGCACACCCCUAUCGCAACGCUGCAUAGAGUCAUGUGGAUCCAUAUCCCGAACGGCUUCCUAGCUGUAGACAGACUUCUGACUGGAGGAAGGUUCUCAACCUCCAUGAUGCGCUUCGGCAACUACAUGAUGUAUGACCGGCAUCCCACUGUGGUCAUCUUCUUCCUUCUCAUCCUUUCCGUGUCGGAAUACUUAUACCUGCCUGGCGCCUGGCCCCAUCUCUCUAUCUUCCACAAAGUCACCGGCUCUAUCGCCACUGUGCUUCCAUACCUCUUUCUCUACCUCUCCGUCAUGGCCGACCCGGGCUACAUCACACCCGAGAACCACGCCUACUACAUGUCCCUCUAUCCUUACGAUUACUCCAUCUUCUUUCCUGGCCAGAUGUGUAGCACCUGUAACCUCAUCAAGCCGCCCCGCUCCAAGCACUGCAGCAUCUGCAAGCGCUGCGUCGCCAAGCUUGACCACCAUUGUAUAUUCAUCAACGGUUGUGUAGGCUACCAAAACCAACACUACUUCGUUCUGCUCUUGCUGUCCACGGCCUUUCUCACCUCGUAUGGUGCCCUACUCGGCUUCUCCCUGCUGGGUGGCAAAAUUGGCUCGCAGUAUCCAACGUGGUCGUUCUGGCUACCGAAGGGCAUGGGGCUCAAAGAGUACCUGCUCAUCUGGAGCUGGGCCCUGCAAGACAGUGUCGGUAUGGGCGCCGUCACCCUGCUCGCUGCCAUGACGUCGCCUCUGGUCUGGGGGCUACUAAGCUACACUGUCUGGCUAAUCUACUGCGGCACCACCACCAACGAAUCGCUGAAGUGGUCAGACUGGAAGGCCGAGAUGGACGAUGGCUGUGCUUUCAAGCGCAGCAUGUCCGCGAAUCGUGUAAAGGACACGCGUUUCGAGCCAAAGCGGACGCGCUGGCCUCUAGAGGCCGUGCAGGUACUGGCGAGGACCGACGACGGGAUGCCUCCCCCCGAUCACGGGCCGGGUGCGGGUGAAUGGGAGCGGGUCUGGAAUCUGAAAGACGUUGAAAAUCUGUAUGACCUGGGUCUAUGGGAUAACCUGGCAGACAUCUUCGUCUCCAACUACGACUUCAAUGUCAAGCGCGAUCAGCCGCCCGUGGAAAAUCCCGGACGACAGAGGCACGCAUCUAAAUCUUGA